Messenger RNA from Closterium sp. NIES-65, 2703 nucleotides. NCBI's taxonomy places the organism in Eukaryota, Viridiplantae, Streptophyta, Zygnematophyceae, Desmidiales, Closteriaceae. The record is from the annotation of a GenBank genome assembly.
AUGGGUAGGUUUAGGGGAGUUGGAGGGGAGGGGAAGGAGUUGGGGGAGGAAGUUGCUGUGAAGGAGGAGGAGGUGGGUGGGCUGAGGAGAGAGUUGGAGGUUGCAUUGAAAGCAGCUGAGGAGGCGAAGGAGGAGGGUGAGAAGGUAAGGAAAGUGGCUGAGGAGCUAAAGAAGGAGAUGGAUGCGUUAGUAGGGGCGAAGGAGGCGGAGAUUAAAGCCAAGGAGAAGGAGAUUCAGGGGCUAAAGGAGAAGCUGGAGCAAGCGGUAGCAGAGAAGGGAUCAGGCGAGGCGGAGGCUGCUAAGAUGGGCGAAGACAGGAAGGCGUUAGAGGGCCGGGUGGCGGAGCUUCAAGGGGAGCUGGAGAAGGCGAAAGCGGAGGUGGAGAGCGGUAAAGAGGAGUUGGAGAGGGUUAAAGGGGAAGCAGAGAAAGCACAAGGGGAGGCAGAGAGUGUUAAAGGGGAACUCGAGAGGGUGAAAGAGGAGGCAGAGAGAGCGAAAGGGGAGGUGGAAAAGGGUGUGGUUGAAGUGGAGGAGGCGAGAGGCGCGCUUAAGGCAGCAGAGGAGAGGGUGAAAGAAUUGGAGGCUGAGGAGCUGGCGAAGGUGAAUGCUGAGCUGGCGACGGCAAACGCUGAGCUGGCGCGGGUGUCGGGUGAGCUGGCGCAGGCUGCAGCUCCCGUGUGUGGCGGCGGCGGAGGAGGGCGGCUGCCAGAGUGGCGGGCGCUGCAGAGGGAGGCGAUGGGGAAGGCUGAGUCAGCAGAGAGUGAGCUGGCGACAGGUAAGAAGGGUUUGUCCACUUGUGAGAAAUUUCAAAAGCUGGUGACAGGUAAAAACACGCUCAUCAUAAUCACACCCUGCUGCUUUAUCAGUAUCAUAUCAUGCCAGUUCCUUUAUUACUCUCCGUUUCCUUCUCUUACUGUCUCGAUCAUCUGUGCGCAGCAAGCUGGAGGCAGAGGUGAGGCAGCGGAGGACAAGUAUGCGGAGCUGGACAGCAAGUUCAACCGCCUGCAGAAGCGCGCCAAGCAGAGAAUCCAGGAAGUGACCAAGGGUUUGAUGGAGUUUGAUGAGGCAGAGAAGGAGGAGGCAGAGAGGAAGCUGGCAGAGGAGAGGAAGCAGCAGGCAGCUCUGCAGGAGGAUCUGGAGAGAGCCAAGGGGGUGGCUGCAGAGGGGCCGUCCCAUCCCCUUGCCCCAUACCCCGUUCCCUGCUGUUCUCCCCUCACCUUGCAGGAGAAGGAGGAGGCAGAGAGGAAGCUGGGUGAGGAGAGGAAGCAGCAGGCGGCGCUGCAGGAGGGCCUGAAGAGAGCCAAGGAGAUGGCUGCAGAGGGCCCCUCUCAUCACCUUGACCCCAACCCGUUCCCUGUUUUCCACCCAAUCCCCUGUCUGCCACACCUUGCAGGAGAAAGAGGAGGCAGAGAGAAAGCUGGCAGAGGAGAGGAAGCAACAGGCGGCUCUGCAGGAGGAUUUGGAGAGAGCCAAGGGGGUGGCUGCAGAGCGCAGGAGAAGGAGGAGGCAGAGCGGAAGCUUGGUGAGGAGAGGAGCAGCAAGCGGCCGUUCAGAGGAGGAUCUGGAGAGAGCCAAGGGGGUGGCUGCAGAGGCGCAGCGGACGGAGGCCGGAAGGACAAGGAUCAGCUGCGGAAGACCAACGCGUCGCUUAAAGAAGAAGUGGACGAGCUGAGGCGGGCCUUGGAACUGAAGGAGCACAAUCUGAAGGAGUCGCGCAGGCUGGCAGCAGGCAAGGAGCAGGCGUGGCUGGAGCUGUCGAGCUCAGCACAGGAGGAGCGGGAGCGCAUGGCAGGGGCAGUGAAGGAGGUGGAGGAGCGAAUGGAGCGGAUGGGGAAGGAGCAGGAGGCGCGCGCGGCUGAGCUGCAGAGGGAGCUGAAUAAAGCACUGGAGAGCAGCAGUGCGCUGCAGGUAAGGGCAGUGGCGUUCCUGGUUAGGGUAACCGCGUGUCCAGCUGUCGCAGAAGGAGCGCCAGCUGGCAGAGGUGGAGGCCGCCACGUCAGUGGCGAGCUGGCGCGGCUGUCGGCCACUCUGGAGGCGACACGUGGCGAGCUGCACCGGCUGGAGCAGAAGCUGCAGGAGGAGCGGAGCGGGUGGGAGGAGACGGUGGGGCAGCUGAAGAGGCGGGUGGAGGGGAUGGAGAGGGGGAAGCGCAUGCAGGAGGUGGCGUUGCAGGAGGCGAAGGGGGCGUGGCAGCAGGAGGUGGAGGGGCAGAAGAAGGCCGUUGCUGCCGCCCUGGCGGACCUGGCUGCUGCUCAGGCAGAGGUGAGUCAAGCAGGGGGGGAGACUGAGAAGGACGGCUGGGAGGAGACGGUGGGGCAGCUGAAGAGGCGGGUGGAGGGGAUGGAGAGGGGGAAGAGGAUGCAGGAGGUGGCGUUGCAGGAGGCGAAGGGGGCGUGGCAGCAGGAGGUGGAGGGGCAGAAGAAGGCCGUUGCUGCUGCUCUGGCGGAUUUAGCUGCUGCACAGGCGGAGGUGGCGAAGGGGCGUGAUGAGCUGGCGGCGUACAAGGUGCGGGCGGCAGCGAUGCUGAAGAAGAAGCAGGAGGAGCUGGAGGCGGUGGGGAACGCGGAUGCCAUGGCGAGCAAGGAAGAGGCAAUCCAGGAGGCGAAGCGGGCAAAGGCAGCAGCAGUGGCGGAGAGGGACAGAGCGCUCAAGGCUUUGGAGGAUGCUGCUGUGGACCAUGAGACGCAGAUGGCAGCGCGGUGA